CUGAAUAUGACAUUUUCAUUUCCUAUUAUUGUUGAAUUGAUGCUCUUCCUUGCUGCGGCAGUUGGUUUGAAUAACAAAUUUGGGGAAAUUUGGGGUUCUUUAUGGAUUCUGUGAGUUUAUGUCGUAGACUAAUCUGUUUUACUUUGUGAAAAGAUAGAAAAGUCAAGCAUUAGGACAAAUGAAUUACUUGUCUGUCAGUCUUGAUUAGUGCAGAAUUUGAAAGUCUAGUAUAUAUCUAGUGACCCAGAUUACUUGCCGCAUUCUUGUGCGUGCUGUUCUGUCGGCAGUGUAGAGUUUAAAACCAGCUGACUCAGCUUUAUAUAGUAGUGGCGUUGUAAAAAUGGAAAAUUCAUUAAGGUUGAUUUUUCUCACUGGCACCUGCUGAACCCAUGGAACUACACCGUUGGCCUUCACCGCUGUUCCAAUGCCUUGUCCCUCAUGGGAUUGACCCUAAAACUCAGUACUGACACACAUACAUGUGGUCUCACUGAGCAUUUUUCCUCUUGUGGAUGUAAUUAUGGUGCAGGAAGAACUGCUAGACACGAGUCACAGCAUGUCCAUUUACACCUCUUAGUUAUUUCCACCUUUCACUUACAGAGCUCUGGGCCUUUGUUGCCUGAUCUGUUCCUUUCCCCUAAGACACCUAUUGAUGCCUUUGGAAAGGAGAAGAGCCUGGAGAGCACAUUUAACUGCUCCUGUGUCUGGCAGGAGGGUCGGGUCUUUCUAAUUCUUCUGAAAAGCAUGCCUAUAAAGUCACAGUGUUAAGUUUAGCUGCUUAAUCGAGUAAUGAGAUUCUAUAAAUGAGCUAGCCGUAUAGACGUUUCUUUGUGCUAAGGUCAGAACGCGCAAGGUUACUCUUCCUUGCAGUUUUCUAUCUUGCACUACUUUAUAAUAACUAACUGAGGGAGAAUCGUACAAGCUGCUGGAAGUCCACCAAUAAAAAAAAUAAGACGGCAACAGUGGCAGAAACGGAAGCAGUGAUGAGAGGAAAUGUGCUUCGCUUAAAGUGACUUGGCAUUUCCUGGUUGCUUAACAGAAGCAGAGAGACAAGACAGAAACACAAAGAGAGUCAGAGGGAGUGAGAGAGAGAGUGAAGGAGUGUGAGUUUGUAUGAGGUAGAACAGAAGUAUGUGCCGGAAGACAUGAGUGAGUGUAAAUGUUCCUGAGAGUUGUAGCCGUGGUGCCUCUGAAGAGACUGGGGUUCCAGUGCCCCCCUUCAUCUUCCCUCAACUGCCAUGAGACAUGGACUGGUACCCAACAGAACACCAACUGAAAGAUGUUAGCUACCUGCAGCAGUGUCUGGAAGCUUUUGUGGCGUCCUUCGAGAAGAUCAUCGAUGUACAGUCCCUGGAGCCACGCCGUCUGGAGGAGUGGAAUGCUGAGGUGCCUGUCGUGCCGCGGGAUUUUCUCGUGUUCCUGGGAACCCAGCUGUGGCACAGCGUCCUGCACCUGUCCGGUCAGGAGCAGAACAACAGCACGCCUCACCCACUGCUCCUCAUCAAGUUCUUCAUCAUCACUUGCAGGAACAUGGAGAAUAUUGACUCUGACAAGACCCCCGGCUUUGUGCUUGAGACCAUCAAGCUGUUAAACUACUGUCUGAAUCAGAUAAAGAAGAAGCCCGAGGAGCAAAGCACUCUGCAGUCAGUGGCACAGCACUGCCUACUGCUCUGUGAAAACCUCUUUGACCCUUAUCAGACAUGGAGGAGACGGCAAGCAGGUGAGGAGGUCAGCAUGCUGGAAAGGAGCAAAUAUAAAUUCUCACCUCUCACCCUUCCAGAGGAGCUACCUGCAUUCUUUCAUGACUGCCUGCAGGAGAGCGAGCGAAUUCCCGAUCCUCUGCUGCUGCGGCUGGUGCAUCUACAGGGCGCCGUCACCAGCGGGUGCAAGAAGAAUGGCCUGCUCUCCAUCACACCCCAUGCCGUGGAGGAUCUCAUGUCUGUGCUGCGCUCCUGGUGCCUCCGUCCUGCCCAAGAUGAGCCCAAGGACCCACAAGUGUUAUGCCUCACACUGCGCUGCCUGACUGCCAUGAUCCACCUGCUGCACUGCAGCAGCCCCGCCGAAAGGCAGGUGGAGAUUAAGACCGUCCUCAACAACUAUUUCCAGCUGCUCAACUGGAACAGACCGCCAGUGAGCGAGCAGGGAGACGGCCUAGCCUGGGAGGAGAGCAUCAUCACCCUGCAAACGCACAUGCUCAAUGCCAUCCCAGAGAUCCUGCAGUGUCCCGACCGACCCGUGCUGCAGGCCAUUUUUCUGAACAAUAACUGCUUCGAGCACAUACUCCGGCUCAUCCAGAACAGCAAGCUCUAUCAAAGCAGCAGGGGUAGAACAGAGUAUGAGGCUCAGUGUGACCUCACCAUGCGUUUGCUCACAGAAGCUGAAGUGGAGCAGGUCUGGGAAAAAGGUUCUGACUGCAUUACCGUACAUGCCAUUGGAGUCCUUACUGCCAUCAUGAGCAGCUCGCCAUCUGCCAAGGAGGUGUUUAAGGAGCGCAUAGGAUACUCUCAGCUCUUUGAUGUUUUAAAAAGUCAAGGUCAGCCGACCAAAAGGCUCCUCCAGGAGCUCAUGAACAUGGCAGUAGAAGGAGAGCACUACCAGGCUGUCCCGCUGGGAAUCAGUAACGAGCAGCCCCUGCUCCUGCUUCUGCAGUGGCUUCCCGAGCUAGGUUCUCGCUCUCUGCAGCUGCUGGUGUGCGAAUGGCUGUUGGCCGUGUGUCGUGGUUCUCUGGCGUGCCGCUCUGUGGCCGUGGAAGCCGGCUUGGUGGACGCUGUGCUGGAUGUGCUGAACCAGGGUCCCGAGCGACUUGAGCGCCAGUGUGCAGACUCUCUGUUGGGCCUGGUGCAGGAGCUCGGCUCACUCUCACUGCGCCCUCAUCACCUGAAGAGCCUCCUGAGACUGUUUCGUACAAACCCGGGCUCACCACCUCAUCCCUACUGCACUCGUACCGUACGGGCACUCGCUGCAAUGGCUGCCCACGCCCACACAGGCACCAGUGCUCUGCAGUACUUUGACCUCACCCCGCCCAUGGCUGGCAUCAUGGUCCCCGCUAUCCACCGCUGGCCGGGUAACGGCUUUGCCUUUCACGCCUGGUUAUGCCUCAACACCAACUUCCCUCCUCCAGUGCAGCAGCACCACUCUGAGUCGCACGUCACCGUCCCUGAUAAUACACUCCGCAUGACCAAGGGCCCUCGCCGCAAACAGCUCUACAGCUUCUUCACGGCAAGUGGGACAGGGUUCGAGGCUUUCUUCACCAUGGAGGGAGUGCUGGUGGUGGCUGUGUGCACCAAGAAGGAGUACAUGGCUAUUUCACUGCCUGAGAUGCCCCUCAACGAUGGUGCCUGGCACUCUUUAGCUAUAGUCCACAUCUCCGGUCGAAGGCCGUUUGGACAAAAUCUGGUCACUAUCUAUGUGGAUGGAAGCUCAUGUAAGACAGCACAGCUGCGCUUCCCUACUCUCAGUGAGCCUUUUACGUCCUGCUGUAUUGGUUCAGCGGGUCACCGCACCACCACUACCACCACCUCCCCGACUCUGCCUCCCCCGGUACACUCAUCUGAGCUGGCGUUCCCUGUGUCCACUGGCCCUCCGGCUCUCACCCGCUCUCAGUCUUUCCCAGCCUCGUUUGCUGCAGGAGGGGGAGGACGCUGGGGUUUGGGCAGAGAUGUCCCUGUCUACACCAUUCCCGCAGGACUACAGGACACAGAGUGGGGCUCACCGUCAUCGCUGGAUGGCCUGCUGGCCACCGCCUUCAUCUGCCACGAAGCACUGCAGCCAGCACAGAUACGCACACUCUAUAUGGCUGGUCCCAAUAGUGUGUCCCUGUAUAAAGCAGAUGGAGAACUGUCAGAGCUCUGCAGUAAACUCCUGUUGUACUACACACCUCAGGCCUUUAAAAACCAGAUCUGUCUGGAUCUAUCCCCCAACCAUAUGUAUGACGGCAGACUAACCGGACACAGGGUUGUCAACUGGGACGUAAAGGACGUGCUGAACUGUGUGGGUGGAAUGGGGGCUCUGCUGCCCCUGCUAGAGCAGGUGUGUGUGCUGGAGCAAGGUGAGACUGCUGGGCAGGAGACCUCUGACCUGCUGGGACCAGAUCUGACCUCCUCCAGGGGUCCUGCAGGCAUGCUGCUCCCCCUGGGAAAAUCCUGUGAGGGCCGUUUAGAAAGGAACAGUGUGGCCGCAUUCCUCCUUAUGGUUAGGAACAUGCUGCGCAAUCACCCGGUCAAUCAAGAGAGUCUCCUCCAGUGCCAUGGACCGCCCAUCAUUGGAGCCAUGCUCAGCAAGGUGCCCAGCACUAUGAUGGAUAUGAGUGUGUUGAUGGCAUGCCAGCUGCUGCUGGAGCAGGUCUCCAGUGAUGGCAACAGCACUCUGCUGUCUCUGCUCUACCAGCACCUCCUGUUUGAUUUCCGCAUCUGGAGCCACUGUCACUUUGCCGUCUGCCUCGGUCACGUGCAGUAUCUGUCCUCUGUCUUGAAGGAGGGCAAGCAGAGAACACGCAGAAAGUAUGGGGUUCAGUACAUCCUGGACUCCAUUCGCUCACACUACAGUGUGGAGAAGGAUGGCAGUGCUCUGUCAGAUGAGAGGAAGACAGUGCAGACAUCGCUCUUUGAUCUACUGAAAGAUUUCCUGUUGAAGUCUCCCACGACGAGGGAGCUGCACAGUAUUCUAGCUUACACUGCAGUAGUACAGGACCAGCAGCAGGCGAUCAUGCUGUUGGAUGUUUUGUACACUGUGCUGAGGAGCAGUCCUCAGGCUCUGUCUGUGCUACUGGAUUGGGGGGUGGAGCAGCUCUACUGUCUGCUGCUGAAGCCCAGCUUUAGUGAUGACGCACGUGAAAGAGUGUUCAGGAUCAUGUACAAAGUGCUGAAGAGCGAGCGAGUACCAGAGCGCAACAAACAGCGGGUUAAGCUGCGAGAGCCCACCUACCUUGGCCUGGUCUGCUUUCUGGAGGAGGUCCCAGUCACAAUGACGAUCAUCCGCUGCCUGUACGAGCAGGUGCUGGCUACAGAUCCCUCGCCCAGCUUCAGAGAUCUUUUGGCAGUUGUGUACCUGUCCCAUCGGGCUGAUCUCACUGUCCGACUGGAUAUAUGUCGCAAGCUUUUCUACCUGAUCUACUCCAAUGAGGACUACAUUAAGCAGCUUGCCCGGCAGCCUGGCUGGCAGGACAUUCUCACUAAACUCUACGUCAAGGAGUCCUAUGAGUCUCGCACUGCCAGCAUAUCCAGCCCUCACCCCUCACUGGAGCCUAUUCCCUCCAGGCCCCUGCUCCGAAGGGAUGACAGCAUGGUGGACGGCCCUCGCUCUGACCUCUUCAUCCCCUACAGCUCCCACCGUGAGGAAGCAGAGGAGGACGAGGAUGAUGAAGAGGAAGAAGCAUCUCAGGAUAUUACAGAGAGUUUUAUGGAAUUGUCUCAGUCUCCAUCUGCAGGAGGUCAGCUGAAGAGCUUCAGUGACUCAAUGAACUUCAAGUCUUUCGACUCGGUGGAACAGGGCAGCCGCUCGUCAUCCCUGUCCAACACAGUUGACGUGCCAUCCACGUCACAGCUGUUAGAAGAAGAGGAUGAGGGUCUCUAUCAGCCGAUCUCACCCUUCGGUACAUCGCCGCUGGAGCUGGAUCUGGGAGGGCAGAGAGGAUCGCAGACUCCAGACACACCGUCUCCUCUAGAACAUAACAAGCCUUUUCUUGGCCUCAGAGCGCGCAAGAGUUCCAGCUUGUCAAAUGUUCUGGAUGACACCAGCUACUGUACUGAGCCUCCAACUGCCGACACCAUCUCCAACAACUCCAACCCACAGCAGGCCCCAGAGGAGGAGUUGUGCAACUUGCUGACUAACAUUGUGUUCCGAGUGCUGUGGACUGGCACAGAAGGCACGGAGGAUGCAAUGUGGAGAGAGCGAGGGCAGGUUUUCUCUGCCCUCACCAAACUGGGCUCUUCCUGGCAGCUUGUGCGCCCCCCGGAUGAUAUCAAGCGCAAUCUUUUGGAGAUGAUGCUGGAGUCGUCUCUUUCAGACCUGCGGGACUCUCAGGGCGUCUCUUUGCCUCACAUUCCCUCAUUGCUUCGCCUCCUCAGACUGCUACAGGAUUUCCUGUUCGCAGAGGGCACUGACAAUCAAACACUGUGGAGCGAAAAGAUCUUUGAAGGAGUGGUGAAUCUGCUCGACAGGCUGCAGGCGUGGCACACCACUUCUGCAACAGCCGGAGCUACAGAGCUCAAACGGAUGGCUCAGAUUGGCUUGUGGAUUAUUACUGGAUACGUACAGCAGCAGAACUCGCAGGUUUGUGAGAUGGCGUGUGUGAAGCUGCACAGUUUGCUGCAGACUGUGUUGUGUCUCUCAUGGGAGGAGGUGUGUUUCUUGUUGGGCCGUCUGGGAGCCACUCUGUGGCCUGCAGAAGGCAUGUCUAUGACGGUUGGUACAGCGGGCAUAGAGGCGGUGUUGAGGCCCCUGGUGCCGGUGGUACGCACACUCCUGGACCAGCAUGCCGACCCUACCAAGCUGCAGCAGCUUCUGCCCAGCCUGCCCCCCACCAACGGCAGCGCCACCUUUGCCCAGGACCUGCUGUCCUACUGCAAAACAGCUGAGUGGCAGCUCUUCUACUGCAGCCAUGUGAGACCCACCAUGCAGCAGUACGAGCUGGACACUUUUGGGAAAAGUCAUGACUUACUGUCCAACUUUUGGAACUCGUGUUUCGAUGACCUGAUGAGCAUGGCCGAAAAGAAGGCCAAGGACAAAGCAGAUUUCAAAGCCAAGUUUCAGGAGUUGAUUGUAGACCCGUACCUGAAGCGUGUACGCAUUGAGAACAGUCGCUAUUUGAGUGCACAGAAGCUAAAUAACAGCCAGCAGGGGGUGGUGUGGAAGCACUGGAAAUCCCUGCGCAGACUGCUCACCAGUGAGAGAGGAGCCUGGGCAAACAGGGAUCAGCCAGAAGUGAAAUGGAAGCUGUCUAAUGCAGAGACUUAUUCCAAGAUGCGUUUGAAACUCGUGCCCAACUACAACUUCGACUCCCACAGCGAGGCCAGUGCACUUCGGGAUAACAUGGGAGCUGAGAGCCCUCGCAGUUCCACCGAGCCCCUCCCGUUGGCUGUAGCUAAGGAAGCUAAAGUGAGUGACAUGGAGGACGAUCAACUGGAGGAAGAAUACCUUCUCUUCAUCGACAGCCAGGCGGAGGAGGUGGAGGAGGAGAGCCAAAAGGAGAAGCUGGUACUCUCUGAGGACUGUGAGCUCAUCACUAUAGUGGCUGUGGUAACGGGUCGCCUGGAGGUUACUACACACCACAUCUACUUCUAUGAUGCCAGCAGUGAGAAGGAGGAGACAGAGGAAGGGAUAGGCUUUGAUUUCAAGCGGCCACUGAGUCAGCUGAGAGAGGUCCACCUGAGACGCUAUAACCUGCGCCGCUCGGCCCUCGAGCUUUUCUUUAUCGACCAGGCUCACUACUUCAUCAACUUCAGGAAGAAGGUGCGGAACAAAGUCUACUCCAGGAUUCUCGGUCUUCGGCCGCCUAAUCUGUUUUACUUCGGUUCCCGCUCUCCUCAGGAACUCCUCAAAGCCUCCAAUCUCACUCAGAAAUGGGUGUGCAGAGAGAUUUCAAACUUUGAGUAUCUCAUGCAGCUCAACACCAUUGCUGGUCGCACCUACAACGAUCUGUCGCAGUACCCUGUGUUCCCAUGGGUGCUAUGUGACUACACAUCUAGCGUACUGGAUUUAGAAGACCCAGCUGUCUUCAGAGAUCUGUCUAAGCCCAUCGGAGUGGUGAACCCUCGCCAUGCCCAAGAUGUCCGAGAGAAGUAUGAGAGCUUUGAAGACCCCACAGGCACUGUUGAUAAGUUCCACUACGGCACACACUACUCCAACGCAGCAGGCGUCAUGCACUACAUGAUCCGCAUGGAGCCUUUCACCAGGCUGCACAUCCAGCUGCAGAGCGGCAAGUUUGACUGCGCAGACAGACAGUUCCACUCAGUAGCAGCAGCAUGGCAGGCUCGUAUGGAGAGCCCAGCUGAUGUGAAAGAGCUCAUCCCUGAGUUCUUCUACUUCCCAGAAUUCCUGCAGAACAUGAAUGGGUUCAAUUUGGGCUGUCUUCAGGUAAAUCAGGAACAAGUGAAUGAUGUGGUACUGCCACGCUGGGCCUCUUCCAGAGAAGAUUUCAUCAGAAAACACCGCCAGGCCCUGGAGAGUGAGCAUGUCUCUGCCCACCUGCAUGAGUGGAUUGAUCUGAUAUUUGGCUAUAAACAGCGUGGGCCCGCAGCUGUGGAUGCACUCAAUGUGUUCUACUACUGCACGUAUGAAGGUGCUGUGGAUCUGGAUGCCAUAGCCAAUGAGACAGAACGCAAGGCUCUGGAAGGCAUCAUCAGUAACUUUGGGCAAACACCUUGUCAGCUUCUCAAGGAGCCCCAUCCUCCCCGUAUGUUAGCGCAGAGCGCGUCCAGACGUCAGGCACGUAUCGACACUCUGCCUCCCAACCUCUUCGAGCAUCUGGACAAACUGAGACCAUUCGUCGAGGUGGUGAAUGAUGGUGUGCCUCUAGUGCAGGCUAUGGUGCCCAGGAAUCAGACCCGCUCCUUCAUCAUCCCGGGGUCUGAUGUGCUGGUGACUGUGAGUGCUAAAGGACAGAUAGGAACACACAGCUGGCUGCCCUACGACAAGAACAUCGCCAAUUAUUUUACUUUUACUAAGGACCCCACUAUGAGCAAUCCGAAAACGCAGCGGUUCCUGAGUGGCCCCUUCUCCCCAGGGGUGGACAUCGGGGCCCAGGUGCUGGUGGUGUCCAAUGACGCCCGCCUGCUGUUCAGCGGAGGACACUGGGACUGUAGCCUUCGCGUCACCACGCUGGCAAAGGCCAAACUGGUGGGCAGGAUCUGCCGUCACAUAGACGUGGUGACGUGUCUGGCUUUGGACCUGUGUGGUAUCUACCUCAUCUCAGGCUCUCGUGACACCACCUGCAUGGUGUGGCAGGUUCUCCAGCAGGGUGGUUUCUCCAGUGGUCUGUCUCCACGACCAGUGCAGGUGCUGUGUGGUCAUGACACAGAGGUCACCUGUGUCUCCAUUAGCACUGAGCUGGACAUGGCUGUCUCAGGAUCAAAAGACGGAACGGUGAUCGUGCACAGCGUCCGGCGAGGCCAGUACCUACGCACACUGCGUCCUCCCUGUGAGAGCUGCGUUUCUGUCCGGGUUAACCAGCUGCAGGUGGGAAUGGAGGGUCACAUGGUGGCACACACCAUCCUGGAGGGCUGCUCUGCUGGGAAGGAGAAGUGUGCACUGCAUGUGUACUCUGUGAACGGCACACUGCUGGCAUCCAUGGUGCUGGAGGAGCCAGUGUCAGCGCUCUAUUUGGUUUCUGACUACCUCAUACUGGGCACACUACAGGGCAACCUGCACAUUAAAGACCUGUUCAGCUUAGGGCAGGCUGCUAAGCCCUUGGCGCUGAAGCUCCCUAUUCGCAGUGUAUCAGUCACCAAGGAGAGCAGUCACAUUCUAGUGGGACUGGAAGACGGCAAACUCAUCGUCGUGGGAGCUGGGAAACCAGAGGAGGUGCGCUCAGGUCAGUUCUCUCGGCGUCUGUGGGGAUCUACGCGCAGAAUCUCGCAGGUCUCUGCAGGAGAGACUGAGUACAACCCUACUGAGCAUGCUGGGAAAUGAUCAUCAUACACACUCCACAUGCCUUCAAUAGGCCUUUUCACACACACACACCUGAGAUGUUGACCCUGAACACGGGUCAACAUAUUUGGGGCUGCUGCUCUGGUUUUGUGGAAUAAAGCAGAGUCGUCCAAAGCUGCACUUUUUAAAAAAAAAAAAAAAAAAAGGGAAAGGAACAUUUCUAUUUUAUUGUUUUGAACUGUUUUUAGCAGAAAUCAUUCCAAAGAUUGAGAAUCAGAGAGAGGCUUUUACUCACAUGAACUGGGAUGUGAGAGUGGAUUCAAUCUCAGAGCCAGGAAUUCUGGAAUAACAGGAUAAAGUCCUGACACACACCAUCUACUCUGGGCAGGAAGCUGAGGGCACACACACCUCUCUCGAGCUGCUGGACAUGGCUGGAGUGUGUGGUUAUCUGUGCCGCUCGCUCCUGCUCUGCAGUACUGCAACUGUGCAAAACUUGAAUUCAAAACUGCAGGCACACUGAUAUACCAACAUUCUGAUAUACUUUUACCAGUGUGUGUAGGAGAUAGAGAGAGAGGAAGAGAAAGAGAGAGCAUUCGUUUAUGUAUUUGAGUGAGUGUGUGUGUGAAUAUCCCGUGGUUACACACUGUUGCUUAAAGCAAUAAUCAAUGCACAGGUUAUGUUUAGUCCACGUUUAAAGUUCACGUUUGCUUGAUCUUAUGCAGAUUUGUAAAAUCUGUGCCUUAAAAUUUCUGUCUGCUGUUUAUAUUGUACUACACUGUUACACAAUUCUAUAUUUGUAACUGCGUUUUUGUGUUCCACUCAUGGUGGUUGCUUGUGAUGUUUUUUAGAGGGCUUGUGCACUGGUUCCAGGUUUUUUCCACUUGUCCUAUCGUAUAAGAAGUGCCUUUCUGAAUCCUGUGUUAAAACACAUUGCUUUGGAAGUGUAUAAUUUCUUUACUUCUCAUCAGUCAGGUAUUCUAGCCCUCUCCUUAUCUUUUCUCUUUGUUCCUGCCCUCAUCUCUCUUAAGCUGUCUCUCUUAAGUGCCUUGACAACUAAAAUCAUUAAUGAGUCUUAGCCAUAUGUGAAACUGCUUUUACACUGGUCAUAUGGAUGUAAGGCUUGGCGUUAGGCAGAAUGCCAACCAUUUUGAGUUGUCCUCACUGGUAUGUUUUUCUUUUUUGGUAAAACACUGAAUCCUUUGAAGAGAGUUGGGUGUCUGUGGAACACAUGGGAAUGCAGCCACGCUGAGUUCGGGCUGCAGUAUCGGCCCCCCUCGGCCCUGUGGAUUGCUGUACAGCACACAGCCUCUUUACCACCCAGCUUUCCCUGCUGGCUUUUUCUACUGCAGUACAGGUCAAACACUGGCAAACGGUAAAUGCUUGAUGCCUUUUAAAUGCUGAUGAAUGCUGUUUUGUUUGAUUGUACGCCCCUCACCCCUCCAACACACAUGCACGCACUUUUCUUAUCCUAGCAUACUACAAUUUGCUCAUCAAACUGAAGCCAUGUCCUCUAGUUUGUGUUUCAAGUCUCAUUUGUAGUGAACACUGCUGUGCAGACUGAAUGAGUCUUUUCAUGUUCGCACCACUGCCUGUCUUCUAUUCAUGCCCUGCACUCCAAGUAAACACGGUGGGAAUAAUCGAUGUGAGUAGAUGCCCUGCGGUGGGCUCUGGCACGCACACUGUUGGGAGAUUUGUCUUCACACAAAUUCAUAUUGCUGCGUUGUCUGGUAUCCGGCUGGUGCUUAUUAACCGCCACACAUCUUGCAGUCUGUCUCUCUGAAUUUGUUCUUUUUCCAGUAUGUGUAUGAGUGGGAGUGUAUGGACUUGAAAUACAUCAUGUUUCUCUCAACUGUCCUGUUGCCUCAUUUUGUAACUACCUUGGAUAUCAGACGUCUGAGGAGGAUCCCAGUGAUCUUUUUUUUUUUUUUUUUUAGACAAUGAUACACAGUAAAACAAGGAAUAACUCCUGGGGUUAGAGUUGGGGUUUGUUAUGGUUCGUACUGCUCCUGGACUUUUCAAUACCCUAAUUUCCAAUACAUUCAUUUCAAUUAGUUCAUGGGUGAAGUGAGAAUACACCCUGGAUGGGAUGCAGUGCAAUCCUUCUACUGACAUGUUUGGAGUUGUCUGGAAGUUUUUUUUUAUGUGAUAAAAUGAUUAUUAACAUACAACACAAUAGCAGUUGUAGAAGGUUUGCUUGUUUGUGUACCAGACAAAGGCAACUGGUACAAGAGCAUUGUAUAUAAGCAUGGGAGAUGACUUUAGUAUUAUGAGCUUCUAUCUCUUAUUCAUUCUUAGAUCACAAAAUGCAAUUCAGCAACACUUAAGUAUAAUAAGAAGCAAUUCAGCAAAUAAGUCUACAUAAGCAGCUUAGGAGAUUUUUUUUAUUUAGUGUUCUCACAUUCUUACCUCAUAUUAAUGUUGUUCUGUGUUUUCCCUUAAUAAUUACUGUUAUUCUGUAAAUGCAAAGCCUAAAUAGUGGUUAGUAAAAUCAAUAAUUAGGAUCUAA
Messenger RNA from Pangasianodon hypophthalmus (striped catfish), 12088 nucleotides. It is a transcript of the gene nbeal2, whose product is annotated as neurobeachin-like 2. Gene Ontology annotation, molecular function: protein kinase binding. Gene Ontology annotation, biological process: intracellular protein localization. The transcript is spliced from 55 exons. Gene Ontology annotation, cellular component: membrane; cytosol. NCBI's taxonomy places the organism in Eukaryota, Metazoa, Chordata, Actinopteri, Siluriformes, Pangasiidae. The record is from RefSeq and is a predicted model, not a curated record. Bases 1243 to 9624 code for a protein of 2793 amino acids.